GUUCCCCCGCUGUGGGUACCUCCAUGUUACCUUUUCUUACACGAGGAUUUAUUGAAUUGGUCUGCUGAUAGAGCAUUAAACAGAAGGACGUGGUCUCAGGAUGGCCAUGGAAGUAGGGGCUGGAGGGGAAAACAGCACCCGGAAAAAGAUGGAAGCGUUAAGCGAAGCAGUGGAGAUAACCCCGCUGGAAAUGUAUGAUUCAGCCCGGGCAAAAAUCGCUGCCAACCUACGAUGGCUAUUCGCUAAAGCCUACGGAAUCGAUCACAUCCCAGAAGACAUGCGGGAUCCCUUCUACACAGACCAGUAUGAGCAGGAGCACAUUAAGCCUCCUGUGAUCAGGCUGUUACUCUCCCCUGAGCUUUACUGCCGUGUGUGCGGCCUCAUUCUCAAAGGGGACCAGGCAGCCUCACUUCAGUCUUACCAGUCAGUCAUCCAGACUCUGUCUCGGAAGGGCAUUUAUGUCAUGGAAGGUGAUGACACCCCCGUCACUGAGGCAGACCUCACCUGCCAGCCCAUUAAGAUGAGCUCUCACAUGCCACUAAUCGAUGCCCUGAUGAUGGCCUACACCGUGGAGAUGAUCAGCAUUGAAAAGGUGGUGACUUGUGUCAAACGAUUCUCCACCUUCAGCGCUUCUAAAGAGCUCCCGUUUGACCUGGAGGAUGCCAUGAUCUUCUGGAUUAACAAGGUAAACUUAAAAAUGAGAGAAAUUACUGAAAAGGAAUGCAAAGUGAAGCAGCACCUGCUGGAUUCUCCCGGCCAUCCGAAGGUGCGGUACAGACGGGAACAUGCCUCAGGCCGUAAUUUUCCUCACUUCCCUCAGCUGGAAGAUCUGAUGAGAGAUGUGUCUGAUGGUGCCGCCCUGAUGACUGUGGUACACUACUACUGCCCAGACCCGAUGAAGCUUGAUGAUAUCUGCCUGAAGGAAGUCCCUUCGAUAGCAGACAGCCUGUACAAUAUCCAACUGCUAAAGGAGUUUGCCAACAAGUACCUUAAUAAAAGUUUUUAUUUAACACUAGAAGACUUGCUGUAUUCACCACUUGUGCUCAAGCACAAUGUUAUGGUGUUCAUCGCUGAACUCUUUUGGUGGUUUGAGAUUGUGAAACCUGAGUUUGUCCAGCCAAGAGAUGUACAGGAAUUCAAGGACGCAAGAGCAAUGACUCAGUCCAGGAGUUCCCGGCCCACUGUGCCCAUUUCCAAUGCUACCAAACGGAGCUUUCUGGCCUCACCUAGCAAUGCUGAUCCACCUCAGCCUGUCCCAAGCAGCCCGGACGUGUGUAACAGGUACUUCCUGCACCCUGAGGAGUCUGAUCCUUCUACCAGGGGAAACUCCAGCUUUAGUCCCUCUCAUCCACUUCUUCCACUGAGACAGAGGCAGCAGAAAACUCAGCAAGGAGAAGAUGCUUCAGGCAUUCGAAUUCGUUCUAAUUCUCUGACACAAGACGGCCAUUCUCGAGCGUCUGUGGCUUGGUCAGAGAAAAGGCAGAGGCCACUGUCACUGCUGAAUCGCUACGUUCUACACUGCGCCACGGACAGUGAUGCAGACUUGGCGUCAGGUGACGGUGCUAGCCUCACAUGCUCCAUCAGUGAGGACAGCCUGGCGUCUACUGUCACACCCAAACACCAGACCCAUCCAAGUCAGGUUGUCCCCCAGCGAGUCAACGGUCACGCUCUGCUCGGAAAUGUGAACAUGGACGAAGAAGAGGAGAUUGUUACAGUAAUCCAGGAAGAGACGUCUAGGAAUGAUGUUACUCUGUCAAACAGUGGCGAUGCAGAACCCAAGUGUGCCACUCCUAAGACAAACACUUGGGGCAGACAGGAGGAAAGCCCUGCAAAUUCCAGAACUCCCAGUUUCCUCCUGGAACCUUUAAUGCCUGCUGUGCUUAAACCAGCAAAAGAAAAAUCUAUAUGUUUAAACAAGGAAGAAGAGUCUGGAGAGGGGCGGCUGCGUGGGUCAGUGCGGAGGGUCGGUACUGGAGAUUCCAGUUCUUCAACUAAGCGAAGACCUCCACAUAGCCUUAACCGGACCUUUAAUGCGAGUUCCAGCUCUGAUCUUGAAACAGCUGAACACAAAUCCAGCGAGUCGGUGGCGUCUCUUUCUGGACAGUCACCUGCCUUCAGACCUUCAGUGUCAAGCAGCAUUGAGCCCUCUGCUGAACAGUCUUCUAGUUUCUUCCUGCAUUCAUCUGUGGUGGAUGACAAGAGGCCUAUCCAAGCUUGGGGUGUACAGCCUGACACCAAUACAGAGACUGUGGAAACGAUUGAGGAACAAGAUGCAGAACUAACUAAGGAGCUGCAUCCGCCUAAGAAACAGUUUUACGAAGACGAUCAGGAGUCAGCCAAGCUUCAGGAGGACAUGAGCGUGAAGGAGCACGAGGAUAAGGACGAAAGCAGUAGGUGCUCCAGCCCUGCGCUCAGCGUGCAGUCGCAGGUCAGCAGCACGGCCAGCGGCGGCGUUCGAAUGACCAGCUUUGCAGAGAGGAAGAUGCAGAAAUUCGGCAGCAACCAAGACAUUCGAUCCAGCGCAAGCAGCUCACAGAGGACCACACCAGAUGGGUCAGAAAGCUUCUCUUUCCCCCCUCCCUCCUGGAGGAUGAAGAGGGACCAGAGUCCCACACAGAGCAAAGACUCCACCAACAUUUUGGCUUCAGAGAUUGUGCAGCUGCACAUGCAGCUUGAAGAAAAACGACGUGCCAUUGAGACCCAAAAGAAGAAAAUGGAAGUCUUGUGUGCGAGAAAAAGGCUCAAGUUGGGAAAGGCGGCCUUUUUGCACAUAGUAAAAAAAGGAAAAAGCGACACCCUUCCCCAGUCUUUUAAGCUGGACCAUUUGAAAGAUGGCCAAAAGUGUAAUGGUGAAAAAGAAGCAUCUAAAGAUGACUCCUGUCUUGAUGCAGUGAGGGAUAAGGAGAAAGGUGCUACAGAGCCUGAAAAGGAAUCCGUUGACUGGGAAAGUGCAGCUGCUUUGCCACCUACUGCCUUAAAUGUAGAUGAGGAAAUAGACCUUAACGAGUGUAAUCGCUCAAUAGAAAUACUUAACGAGGCAAUCAGCAGCAUUCAACAGCAGAUGAUGCAGUUGUCUUUUCAGCAGGACCUACUUAUGAAGCAAAACAUCCCAUCGCCAACUGGUGCCACCCAACAAGUCGGUGGCAAAGGCAACGUAUCUGAAUCAAAGGUCCGCGCCCCGGUCCAUUUUGUAGAGCCGAGCGGCAGCCCCGUCGUACGUAAGCCCCCUAAGCUGACCUCGGCCAGAUCCUGCUCCAAACCCUCUGAGCUUAAGCUGUCCAAGGAGCACACCAAAGGACAGAAAACAUCCACACCCACUCCUAUCGACAGUCCCAAUGCUCGAGCCAGUCCAGGGGGCAGGACCCCCAAAGCAGAGCCUGAGACAAUCAGCCAAGAUCAGGGCACCUUCAAGAAUCACACGUUCCAUCUCCAUGACGAAUCCAACAUGCGUGCGGUCUCACGGGAGCCGAGCUCAGUCCCCCUUGGCAUCACUUUCGAUGAAGAUGUGUCUGGUACUUUAAAAGAACAUGAUGAAACAUCAGACAACAGUCUUGAAUCUGUGCUUUUACCUGAGGACAGCACAAAAACCAAGGCUAGUCUAAUUGAAGUGGACUUGUCAGACCUAGCAGGCCAGUCAGAUGAUGGAAGUUCUAAUACACUAGAAAUUCACUCAGAUGAAGUAGAUGCAGAGAAGAAAUCUGGCAUGGGCUUCUUCUUCAAGGAUGAGCAGAAGGCAGAGGAUGAAAUGGCCAAAAAGCGUGCAGCGUUUCUCCUGAAACAACAGAAAAAAGCAGAGGAAGCUCGGCAACGCAAGCAGCAACUGGAGGCAGAGAGUGAGCUUAAGAGGGACGAAGCCAGGCGGAAAGCUGAAGAAGACCGUCUCAGAAAAGAGGAAGAGAGAGUUAGAAGAGAACUGAUAAAGCAGGAGUACCUGAAAAGGAAACAGCUAGAGUUGACUGAAGAGCAGGAACAGCCCAAGCCCAAGCCUAAACCAAAACCAAAACCCAAACCCAAGCCCAAGAAACAGAGACCAAAGUCUGUACUAAAGGAAGAGCUUUCAGUUAAUACACUUCCAAAAUUCCCACCUGUCAAUGAAAACCUUGUCAGUGCCCUGUCUGGAUCUAAUCUCUCGCUGGCCUCUGUAGCUACCACUGAACCAGACAGUGUAAAUUCAGGCGGUGCAGGAUCUCAGCGGGGUGAAUCAGUGGAGUCGUUUUCUGGUCUCAGUCGGACCACUGAGCAGGACUGGGACAAUGGUUCCACUGCGUCUUCCAUUACAUCGGCAUCUAUGGCGGAAUAUACCGGGCCUAAACUGUUCAAGGAACCAAGUGCUAAGUCUAACAAGCCGAUAAUCCAUAAUGCCAUUUCUCACUGUUGCCUGGCAGGAAAAGUAAAUGAACCACAGAAGAACUCCAUUCUUGAGGAUAUUGAGAAGUGUGAAUCAAACCACUUAAUGAUUCUGUUCCGUGAUGGUGGCUGCCAGUUCCGAGCGCUCUACUCAUACUUUCCUGACACUGAGGAGAUCCACAAGCUUACAGGCACCGGACCCAAGAGCAUCACCAAGAAGAUGAUCGAUAAACUUUAUAAGUACAGCUCGGACCGCAAGCAGUUCACCGUCAUCCCUGCAAAGACUGUUUCUGUCAGCGUUGACGCCUUGACCAUUCAUAAUCAUCUCUGGCAGGCCAAGAGACCCGUUGUGCCAAAAAAGAGUGGGAAGUAAUGCAGGGCAACGGUAGGAAAGGGGUGCUUAAAUGCAGAAAGACUGCAAAAAUGUCACAAUCAAAGUUCUCAUCCUCUGGUGUUUGCAGAGAGAGAGUAGCUGUGUGUGAAUGAAUGUUUGGACACAUUUGCAUCUAAAAUGUUUGGGUUUAUUAGUACACUUACAGCCUGUGGCAUUUUUUUAUUGAUUAAGUUCUUGUUACUUGAAUAUUUUUCAGUUGGCAGGCUCACUUAGAGCAGAAUUUCCUUCUGAUUAGUCUCUUUACUGUAAAAUACAGACUCUAAAAACACUUGCAUCUUAAUAUGGUCUGUUGCAUCUAAAACCAGAACCCAAACGUUCGUAGAAAAGUAUUUGAAGAAUUGCCUAAUCUCUUCUCCCUUAAAAACAUGCUGCUCUGAACUUCUCAUUUGUGUUAUUGGGACAAUUCCUGUCCUACAUGUCGUUGGCCUUCAUGCAUCGUGGUACUUUUGUCUAUUUAUUCAGCACUUAAAAGCAAACCAGCUUUAGCACUGCUGUAGGAAAUAUGAUGGACCUUUUCCAGAUGGAGCAAAAUAGGCCAUGGUACAUAUCUCGGAUGCUUUUUUGUUUUGCUACUAUUCUAAUGUUAGAGGUAGUGAUUUAUCCACUGAACAGCUACGUCCUUUAAAACGGUGCACUCAUGAUCAUGUUUUUGUGCUUUUAUAACCAUGCAAUGUAACCAUGAGUGAUGUUGGUUCUGCAGCUUUGUUUUUCAUGCAUAAGAGCAGCAUGCUCUAUUCUGAAGAGUGUCGCUGUUGUCUGAAUGACAGUAUUUAAUAUAUUCAUAAUCGGUUACUUGCUAUGCAGUCGGUCUAAUUAUUUACCUGUGUGUAAAACAUUCCUUGGAGACAGAAAAGAGUGUCAACACUGCCAUGGUUUUUUUUAUUGUUCAAGAAAACACUUAUUGAAGCUUCAAGUUUGGUGUCUGAUCAAAGUAGUGUUGCACGUGCACUUUACGUCCUCUAAAAAGGCGAUUCGUUAGGGAUCGAUGUUGGCAAUAGACUGUUGUGCUCAAAGGCAUUGCUGUUAAGUUUGUGCUUAAGAUUAAAAUUAGUUUAUCAUGCUUUACACAGACACUAAGAUUUAACACUGAUGAGCAAAGUAACGGCUCCUUGAAAGGCUCUUAAAAGUACUGCUUUGCAAAAAGUAGGCCUUAGAUGUUGCAUUGUUUACUUUUAAAUUUAUAUAUAUAUAAAUGAAAACACUGUACUUUUCUUUUUUACUCAUUUUACUCAACCUUACCAUUUAUUUAUUUUAAACAGAGGCACUGAAAAUUCUAUAAAUAUUUCAAUAAACUCAUUUUCAUCA
This is a messenger RNA of Trichomycterus rosablanca, 6046 nucleotides long. It is a transcript of the gene camsap1b, whose product is annotated as calmodulin regulated spectrin-associated protein 1b. Lineage: Eukaryota; Metazoa; Chordata; Actinopteri; Siluriformes; Trichomycteridae. The coding region runs from base 101 to 4720 and encodes 1539 amino acids. The record is from RefSeq and is a predicted model, not a curated record. The transcript has 18 exons. Gene Ontology annotation, cellular component: microtubule minus-end. Gene Ontology annotation, biological process: neuron projection development; negative regulation of microtubule depolymerization; cytoplasmic microtubule organization. Gene Ontology annotation, molecular function: spectrin binding; microtubule minus-end binding; calmodulin binding.